AUGUCUGAGGAAAAGAAAUAUAUAGCAGCACUUGUGAUUGAUUUCCUCGUUAGCUCCGUUGAGACAGGAGAUGUUCCGGAAGAUAACAAAGAUUCAGUUGAGUUUGCCGUUGAAAGCAUUCAGGACGCGUUCAAUGUUAAGAAGGAAGAAGUCUCCAAGAUUAUUAAGGACAAGUUUUCGGGGAAAAAACUCACGGAUAUUGUAAAUUUCUCAGGCAAAAAAGAGAGUUCAGAGAACAAAGAAGACGAUAAAGUCUCAGAUGAUCUAUCGGACGAAGAUAAAGCGAAGGCAGAUGCUCUUAAGCUCGAGGGAAACAAGGCAAUGACACAAAGAGACUUUUUGGGGGCCAUACAGAAGUAUUCAGAGGCCAUUGAGAUUAAUCCAACAAAUGCUGUGUACUUUUCAAACAGGGCAGCAGCAUACUCUUCAGCACGUAAGCAUAAUCUUGCUCUUAAAGAUGCAGAGAGAGCUAUAAAGCUUGACUCAAAGUAUGCCAAGGCAUGGUCGAGGUUAGGACUUGCAAAGUAUGUUUUAGGCGAUGCUAAAGGUGCAAUGGAGGCUUAUGAGCAAGGCUUGAAAAUUGAGGGUGCAAACCCAUCGGCAACGAUGAAAAAAGGUUAUGAGACCGCAAAAAAGCGGGUUGCCGAGCAAAACGAUACAUCUUCCGAACAGUCUAACACUUCUGAUGCCAGAGAUAGCAAUUCUGCCACAGGUGGCAACCCAUUGGGUGGUUUGAGCGGCUUGUUAAAUAAUCCAAAUGUUAUGCAGGCUGCUCAACAGAUGAUGCAGAACCCAGAAGCUAUGCGUGGACUCAUGAACAAUCCACAACUUCGUCAAAUGGCACAGAGUAUGGGUCUAGGAGGUGCUGGAGGAAACGGGGCAGGUGCAACAGGUGGUAACGGUUCGUCUCCAUCAUUGCAAGAUUUAAUGAACAAUCCAAUGCUCAGAAACCUGGCAAGCCAAUUUAUGGGAGGGCAGCAGGGAAAUCAAGACAGUAAUGAUAGCAGCAGCGGCAACAACAACAACAAUAAUGCUGGUCAAUAA
This is a messenger RNA of Brettanomyces bruxellensis, 1044 nucleotides long. RefSeq lists its product as uncharacterized. Gene Ontology annotation, cellular component: TRC complex; membrane. Gene Ontology annotation, biological process: post-translational protein targeting to endoplasmic reticulum membrane. The record is from RefSeq and is a predicted model, not a curated record. The transcript has a single exon. Lineage: Eukaryota; Fungi; Ascomycota; Pichiomycetes; Pichiales; Pichiaceae. Gene Ontology annotation, molecular function: protein binding; molecular adaptor activity. The coding region runs from base 1 to 1044 and encodes 347 amino acids.